Pomacea canaliculata is the source of this 2710-nucleotide messenger RNA. Its product is annotated as stimulated by retinoic acid gene 6 protein-like. The record is from RefSeq and is a predicted model, not a curated record. Gene Ontology annotation, cellular component: plasma membrane. Gene Ontology annotation, biological process: vitamin A import into cell. Lineage: Eukaryota; Metazoa; Mollusca; Gastropoda; Architaenioglossa; Ampullariidae. The transcript is spliced from 17 exons. Bases 297 to 2060 code for a protein of 587 amino acids. Gene Ontology annotation, molecular function: signaling receptor activity; retinol transmembrane transporter activity.
CUUGCGAUCAAGCCCUGGAGUUUUAUCGGGCAACAUGCCCUCUGCUUAUCUUGUCUUGCUCGUCCGAUAAAUAUUUUACACAUUUGCUUGGUGGACGUGGAGAUUUAUGUCUGUUCACAAAAAACAAUUUUGUUCAUGAGAGGUGUUGGGGGUACCUUUCACAGGAGAGAUAGGACAUUUGCUGGAGGGGUUUGAGUCCCUGUCACAAUCUCUGCCGGUUGUGGAGUGUGUUGUGGGAUUAUUCUCACCUGGAACAACAUUAAGACCACCAAGAAAAGCUAGAAAACUUGACAGCCAUGUCUAACUUCCUCAAUCUCUUCAAUCAACUACACGAUUGUAAAUUCAAUUUCAGCGAUACCACAAACGAAUGUACCGACAAAGUCAACUACAGACAUUUUUAUCUCUUCAAUUUGAUACCAGCAAUGGUCAUAACCCUUCUGUUUGGGCUCACGAAGAAAAGGAGAAGUGUUUUACCCGCGAUUCUGAAUGGCCGACCUGGUGUUGUGUACGCUAUGAACUCCCUGACACGUCACUCUAAAAUGUCCUACGCAUGCGCAUUUGGGGCUGCUGCACACGUGGUGCAUGUGAUUGUCAUCAACGGCGACAGCAUCAUCGAAUACAACGGGCACAGAGCUGGCAAAGCGUUUAUUAAUAUAAUUGCCACGUUCCUAUACGGAAUGACCUUUCUGCCAGUCUUUGUCAGUCUCACCAUGGGAUCCAUCUUCGGGUACGGGGUGGGAUCCUUGUAUGUGUGGAUGCUGACUGCCAUCGAAAUCUUUCGACUUGCGCAGUGCGAGACUAACUUUGAAGGCAGAGUGCUUCUGGUUUUCCGCAACUUACCUCCCCUUCUGUGCCUGCUGUACCUGAGCAUCUCCCUCCCACUCCGCUUUGUGCGUUUUGUCCGCAAUCACCGCCCUUGGUUUGAGUGGACCAAUGAGCCAUCUGAGGUCUUGGAAAACCUGGACGAAAUUCGGAAAUCGUAUGACGGAAGUUAUGUCGGAGGAAUCUUGUCUAAACCAGUGUCCAAAACAGUGAGAGUCCCAGAGGGAAGAAAGGAAAUGAUAAAAGCAAACUUCAUACGGCUGAUUAAGAAAUAUAUUUACAAGAGAAAGAGAGGUUAUCAAUACCCGUCAAGGCUCUUGUCUGUUCUACUGGUAACUUCUGUGGUGAUUUAUACUAUUGCCUACCAAGUGAUGGCACUAUUGGUACAGCUGCUAAGGAAAACAGAAGAAUGCAUCCCGAUAGCAUUCUACUUUUGGGAGGACAUUAUCAAUCCAUUUCUGAAAACAAUCGAAGUUUUUCGUGUGAGUGUGAUAUUGGCCACAACGACAGCUUUGGUGUUGUUCAUCUUCUCUGCCUGCGGCCUGCUGACCAGCUACAGAACCCAUGCUCUUGAAAUGUACAAAGGAAACUCUGUCAAGAUUCAUCUGAGUGUAGAAAGUAGCCCCGUCAAAGACUGUGUGAACUAUAUCAAGUACGGGGGAUUCCAAGCCGCUUACAUGAUAUGGGCUUUUAUGAUCCAGUGGCUUGUUUUCUUCUUGGUUUUCUUUUUGGUGGGAAUCUUAAUAAAGUUCUUCGAUGUAAACCUCAUCAAAGAAUUUGUUAACUGGACCUGGCCCUACUUGCUGACAUUUGUUGUUAUCAACAUAACAAUAUGGCUGCUGUCGGCGUUCUUCUUCCUGCAAGACAGAGGAGAGCAUCUUGCCCUCGACAAUAGAGGGUGGUUCUUCAAUUGCGUGUAUUUUUUCACCUUCUACUUCUUGUUCCUUGGUUUGUUCUCCUGCGUUUUGCGCAUGCUCACCUCCAUGGUGCUAGGACUUGUUUACCUGGGUCGCCUGGACAAGACUAUACUAGUGAAGAACUUCGAGGUCCUCGACAUAGGAUUCAACACCUAUGUGGGCUUCAUGAAGACGGACUGUGCCCACACACAUCCAGUGGCCAUCGUGUUCACGAGACUGAUGCUGCUCGCCGCUAGGAGGCCGGAGGCAGAGCCAUCCAACGAUAAUUAUGAGGAGAUACGUGAAGCUGGGGGAGUCCUACGUCAUGGACCCGAUGAUUAAAUUACAGAUGAAUCGUCGUAGCCUGGCUCGCCGCCGGUGGCACCUACUGUACACCCUACAUCGCAACCCGAGUCUCCGCAGUCUUCGGAAAGGUCACGUGGAUACGGGGUCACAGUCACAAGAGUAAUAACCACGUAAACACGACCCCGCUGUCAGUAUUGUCGUCUGCUCUCGUUCACGUCAUGGUAAAAAGAAGUUAAAAUGUGAAAAGUACAUUUACUACAUCCGGUAGAGAAGAAAUGGCGUCCCCUCUGAUGCGGGGCUUCCAGUUGUUGUUGUCGUCAUCGUCACACUUGUUGUCAUUUUUAACCAAAUACUUUCAAUAGAAAAGUUUGCAUGAUAAAAAUUUUUGUGGUGUGGAGGAACUGAGGUGAAACAAAAGUAUUGGCAAAGAAUCGAUGUUACUUUAAUUGAAAGUUUACACAGUGCACACCGUUUGCUAAUGGAGAACGAUUCACUGAUUAGUAUGCUCUCUGUCACCUCUCGUUUUGCCAGGUGAUAAACUGCCAUCUGAUCCUGUGUCACUAGGUGUGUUCGUCAGUCUGUCUGGGAUGUCAUCGUCAAAUAACUCUUUGUACCUGUCUUGUUCUCGAUGAUUCGUUGUCGUGGCAAUGUUUGUAUUUUAAUAAAUCGCUUCUUGUUGUUCUUUG